AUGGGUAUCGAUCUCCGUUACCACCACGUCAAAAAGGGAAACCGAUCUGCUCCCAAGUCGGAGGAUCCUUACCUUCUCUUGCUUGUCAAGCUCUACCGAUUCUUGGCUAGAAGAACCGACUCUAAAUUCAACCGAGUCAUCCUCAAGAGAUUGUUUAUGAGCAAGAUCAACCGACCCCCUAUCUCCCUCUCCCGAAUCGUCAAGGAAACCAAAAACUCCAACCCCGACAAUUCAAAGACCAUCGUCACUGUCGGUACCAUCCUUGAUGACGAACGAUUACCUGAACUCCCUAAACUCUCCAUCGCCGCUUUGAAAUUCUCUACCGCCGCCAAGGAAAGAAUCGUAGCUGCUGGUGGUGAGGCCAUCACCCUCGACCAACUUGCCCUCCGAGCUCCUACCGGAUCCAACACCGUUUUGCUCAGAGGAAAGAGAAACGUCAGGGAGGCCGUCAAACACUUCGGUGGUCCCCUCAAGGGUGGUAAACCUUACAUCGCCUCAAAGGGUAGGAAGUUCGAACAAGCUCGAGGUAGAAGAAAGUCGAGAGGUUUCAAGAUCAAGUCCACCCACAAAUAA
Messenger RNA from Kwoniella botswanensis, 573 nucleotides. RefSeq lists its product as uncharacterized. Lineage: Eukaryota; Fungi; Basidiomycota; Tremellomycetes; Tremellales; Cryptococcaceae. Gene Ontology annotation, biological process: translation. The record is from RefSeq and is a predicted model, not a curated record. The transcript is spliced from 3 exons. Gene Ontology annotation, cellular component: ribosome; cytosolic large ribosomal subunit. Bases 1 to 573 code for a protein of 190 amino acids. Gene Ontology annotation, molecular function: RNA binding; structural constituent of ribosome.